CGCGUCGCGUCACCAACCGCCCGCCCGCGGAGGCGCCACCCCGACAAAACCGCACCGCUUCCCCCCUUCCCUCUCCAUUAAUCCCAGUCCCAAACCCCGCCCCGUCUUCUUCCUCCCCUCAUCGAGUCAAGCGGAUGAUCGUGUAGUCACCGGCUCACUCGAUCGAUGAAGGUGCUCUGCUCCGCGUGCGAGGCGGCCGAGGCGCGCGUCGUCUGCUGCGCCGACGAGGCAGCCCUCUGCGCGCGCUGCGACCGCGAGGUGCACGCCGCCAACCGGCUCGCCGGCAAGCACCACCGCCUGCCACUCCUCUCCGCCGCCGCCCACUCCAACUCGCCCGCCGCCGCCGUCUCCACCCCAAACUGCGACAUAUGCCAGGAGGGCCACGCAUACUUCUUCUGCGUCGAGGACCGCGCGCUGCUCUGCCGGAGCUGCGACGUCGCCGUGCACACCGCCAACGCCUUCGUCUCCGCGCACCGCAGGUUCCUCCUCACCGGCGUCCAGGUCGGCCUCCAGCCCGACGACCACGACCAAGAAUUCGAACCAGAGCCCGAGCCACAACCAGAACCACCUAACAACGCCUCGUCUGCGGCUCCCCUGCAACCCCCGCCGUGCCACAAGAAGAGGAGCCCGACGCCGCUCUACGGCGACGGGGACAUCGACUGGCCGGCCGGCCCGGACGUCGGCAUCACGGGGAGCUUGCCCGACUGGUCGGUCAUCGAUGACCAGUUCGGCAGCUGCUCCCCGGCGAUGAGGCCCGCGGAGCCCGCGGUGAUCAAAGCCCCUCCCAAGAAGAUCCAUCGGGGGCCGGUCACCGCGGCGAGCGCGGCGCUUUUUGGCGGGAGCAUGCCGGACUGGCCGCUGGACGAGUUCUUCGGCUUCGCGGAAUUCAACUCCGGCUUCGGGUUCGCUGAGAACGGCACCUCCAAGGCCGACAGCGGGAAGCUGGGCUCGCCGAACCGCCGUUCCUUGUCAUCGUCCUCCUCCGGGGCCGCCACACAGAACGCGCAGGAGUUCUUCGGCCAGGUGCCGGAGGUCCACUGGUCGUCAGUGCCGGAGCUGCCAUCCCCGCCCACGGCAUCAGGCCUCCACUGGCAGGGAGACCCGCAUUACGGCUCCUCCGACACAGCGGCCGUGUUCGUGCCGGACAUCUGCUCCCCGGAGAACCCCUUCCGGUGCUUCGCCGCCGCCGGAGAUUCACAGCUCAAGCGCCGGCGGCGAUGUUAACAGACUUUCGCCGUCGAUCGUGUGCCUGGAAUCUGAAACUAUAGUGCAGAAGAAAAAGUCGAAGCAAACGAUGCUACUGCUAGAUGGUUAGUGGUUAGUACGCCGCGUCAUCAUCCAUGUAUACUGCAAUAGCUCUGGCCUCUUGGACUGAUUAAGUAGUUGUUAAUUACGAGUUUAUAUAUGUGCAACUUUGCUUGUUGUGAGCUUAGCUCGGGACGUUGAAGAAGAAAAGGCAGUGAAAAUUAGGAAAAAUAAAACGGCGAGAAUGGAAUGGCAUGUGAUGUCUAGAACGAAACUUGUCUUUGCUUUGAUUA
Lolium rigidum is the source of this 1538-nucleotide messenger RNA. RefSeq names its product B-box zinc finger protein 22-like. The coding region runs from base 166 to 1224 and encodes 352 amino acids. The transcript is spliced from 3 exons. NCBI's taxonomy places the organism in Eukaryota, Viridiplantae, Streptophyta, Magnoliopsida, Poales, Poaceae. Gene Ontology annotation, cellular component: nucleus. The record is from RefSeq and is a predicted model, not a curated record. Gene Ontology annotation, molecular function: zinc ion binding. Gene Ontology annotation, biological process: photomorphogenesis; regulation of DNA-templated transcription.